AUGACUCAUCCCUCCCAGGAUGCUGGACCUCAUGGCAUCCAUGAAGAAGGGAAACUCUAUGUUGUGGAUUCCAUAAAUGACUUAAACAAAUUCAAUCUCUGUCCGACAGAAUCGCAACAUCUAUUCCCUUUAGAGGAGAAAAUACCAAACACUGGGACAAAUGCAGGAAAUGGAAACCGUGGUCUGUAUUUUGUGGGGCUGCUCCUGGUGCUGAUGGUCAGCCUAGCUCUGGUGUUCUUCGCCAUCUUCCUAAUAAUUCAAACCGGAAGCCAGAUGGAGGACGUGUCCAGAAGACUGACAGCUGAGGGGAAGGACAUAGAUGAUCUUAAGAAAAUCAACAGCAUGAUCGUAAAGCGGCUCAACCAACUGGACUCGGAACAGAACUAA
Molecule: messenger RNA, 387 nt
Organism: Onychomys torridus (southern grasshopper mouse)
Lineage: Eukaryota; Metazoa; Chordata; Mammalia; Rodentia; Cricetidae
Gene: Lsmem1
Product: leucine rich single-pass membrane protein 1
Exons: 3
Coding region: 1-387 (128 amino acids)
Source: RefSeq, a predicted model, not a curated record